Molecule: messenger RNA, 816 nt
Organism: Symbiodinium sp. CCMP2456
Lineage: Eukaryota; Dinophyceae; Suessiales; Symbiodiniaceae
Source: the annotation of a GenBank genome assembly
AUGAGCUUCUUGAUUGCCCGUGUGUCUGCGCUCGCGCUUUUUGCAGCUUGCGUUCAAGGUUUGGACAUUCUUGGAGGUGCAUCCCAACACCGGCACAAGCACAAGCAUCACAAGCACCACCACAAGCAGCACAAAGCUGCAGCCGCUGUGAACUCCACGGCAAGUGCUCUGCCAGCAGCCAUCAGCCUGCCACCUGUUUCCCAACCCAGCCAACCAAGCACAGCCACAGUCACUCAGCAAGAGCCCCAACAUGCAGUGCCCAGCCAGUCCUUGGCCAUUUUCGACAGCGAGGCGCAGCAGGCUUUGCCCGCCAUCGUUGAAGACGUUCGCAAGGCGGCGGCUCACAAAGCACCAUUGGAUGAGCUCAAGAAAACCCACGACUCCGAAACGAAGCUGCUGGAAGACCAGGAGGCCCUGCUCAAGGCUGACCAGACUGGCUUGGACAAGAGCGUGCUGCAGCAGCAGGUGGAGUCCACGAAGGCGAUGCUUCAAAACUUGGAGAGCCAGAUCGCCUCCAAGCGCCAGGACGCUGUGAACAUCUUGGGAAAGGCACUCUCGGACGCCCGCACAGCCAUGUCGCAGGCUUCAAGCGAGGAGACUGCUCAGCAGGCUGCGGCCAGACUGGCUUUGGAGCAGGUGCAGGCUGCCCAGAAGCAGAAGGUGAAUGCAAAGAAGGUCAUCGAUGAAGCUCAGAAGGUCAUGGAUAUCUUCGGUGGCUCAUCAGCCCCUUCAGUCACUGCGGCUCCAGCAGCUCCGGCGCUGCCUCCGAUUCCUCAGAUUUCGCACACUGCAAGUGAGCCACAAGAGCUGAGCUAA